Molecule: messenger RNA, 408 nt
Organism: Fomitopsis serialis
Lineage: Eukaryota; Fungi; Basidiomycota; Agaricomycetes; Polyporales; Fomitopsidaceae
Exons: 2
Coding region: 1-408 (135 amino acids)
Source: RefSeq, a predicted model, not a curated record
AUGCGGAGAGCUACAUCAAGGGCAUCCGCCUCUUCUUCGGCGACGAGGUCCAGUCCUGGAGCCGCAAGUACAGCAAGGCGCAUCCCAUCGGGCCCUACCACGCUCGCCGUCACGCGCUCCGUCAUCCACACGGGCCACCGCAUGCUCUACACGCGGUCCGCUGCCAACACUUUCGGCGUGCUCGAGACGCCCUCUAACAUUCCCGGGCACCUCCUCCACGGCCACGACGUGCCGGGCGUGCACGGCACGAGCGACCGCAAUCUGUUCGCACACCUCGGGCGAGCGGUUCCUCCGAGUCGCGAGUUCUACCCGCGCCCCGAGGUUAGCUGGGACAAAUUCGGCAAUGACACGCUUGACGAGGAUGUCCAGUGGGAGCUUGUCAUGGUGUUAUCCCUACCGUGCACUUGA